AUGGCCGAAAACACGGUUCUGUACGAGCCAACUGACGAGGGCAUCACGACCAUCACCAUUGACCGGCCCUCCGUCCGUAACGCCGUUAACCACGCCACAUCCCUCCAGCUCGCCGAAGCCUUUCAGAGCUUCGAAAACGACAGCACCCAGAAAGUGUGCAUCCUCACCGGCGCGGGCACCAACUUUUGCGCCGGCUAUGACCUCCACGAGGUCGCCGGCAGCAGCAGCGCCGGCAGCAGCAGCGCCGGCAGCAGCGCCCUCGCCGUCGGCCCCGUCGACAAGCUGAACGGCGCUCUCGGCCCAAUGGGCCCGUCCCGGAUGCGCCUCAGCAAGCCCGUCAUCGCCGCCGUCUCCGGGCACGCCGUCGCCGGCGGCCUCGAGCUCGCACUCCUCGCGGACCUGCGCGUCGUCGACGCCACCGCCGUCUUCGGCGUCUUCUGCCGCCGCUUCGGCGUGCCGCUCAUCGACGGCGGGACCGUGCGGCUGCCGCGUGUCGUCGGGCUCGGCCGCGCGCUCGACAUGAUCCUGACCGGCCGGCCGGUAGACGCGCAGGAGGCCCUGGCCAUCGGCCUGGCCAACCGCUUGGUGGAGGACGCGGUGGAUGGCGCGCGGGAGCUGGCGAGGGGGUUGUUGAGGUUUCCGCAGCGGUGCAUGCGGGCGGACCUGGCGGCAGCGCAGUAUGGUGCGUAUGAUGCGGCGAGCUUGGAGGAGGCGCUGCGGUUCGAGUUUGAGAACGGUGCGAAGGUGGUGGCGGAGGAGAGCGUCGCGGGGGCAAGGAGGUUCGACAAGGGCGCGGGACGGGGAGGAGCGUUUGAGAAGGGAAAGCUGUGA
Molecule: messenger RNA, 831 nt
Organism: Cordyceps fumosorosea ARSEF 2679
Lineage: Eukaryota; Fungi; Ascomycota; Sordariomycetes; Hypocreales; Cordycipitaceae
Product: enoyl-CoA hydratase/isomerase family protein
Exons: 1
Coding region: 1-831 (276 amino acids)
Molecular function (GO): catalytic activity
Source: RefSeq, a predicted model, not a curated record